This is a messenger RNA of Perkinsus marinus ATCC 50983, 2975 nucleotides long. RefSeq names its product serine-threonine protein kinase, putative. The coding region runs from base 1 to 2970 and encodes 989 amino acids. The transcript has 19 exons. NCBI's taxonomy places the organism in Eukaryota, Perkinsozoa, Perkinsida, Perkinsidae. Gene Ontology annotation, biological process: protein phosphorylation. Gene Ontology annotation, molecular function: protein kinase activity; ATP binding. The record is from RefSeq and is a predicted model, not a curated record.
AUGCCUGUUGGCCGGCAAGUGGAUCGAGUGGCUCAGCCCACGGCGAAGAAAAGGAGGAAGUCGACACAUGAACAGCGGGAUGUGAUGGAGGAUCUCAUUGGUCGUAAACUAAUGAUGAGGAGGGGCAACGGACUCCACAACGGGUUCAUACGAGGGGUAGUGAUCUAUGAAAGGGAGCGUCUACUAGAUGUCAUAUGGGAUGACGGUGAUAUCGAGUUCAUGCCUGACUACAUAGCAAGGGGAAACCUCCUACCCGGGUCCCCCUCUGAGGGUAGCCCAGCUGCUGAUACAGAGGGACAGCCGACCACUGCGGGGGGCAAGAGUACUCGGACUACCUCGACUGGCGUCAACAAGAUACAGGUGGAGUCCAAGCAUGAAAGCGUUGAUCUAGCGCCAAAACAUUCUAGUGCGCAAUCUGGGGAUGGGACAGCAUCAUCUACUCUUCAACCGAGCACAACGAGUAAGUCGGCAGGGACGGGAGGGAAGAUGGUCGUCGUCAAGACUCGGCAUAAGGGUCGGAAGGCGACGGCAGCAUCCGAGUGCCUCCUGCCUGAGCUCUACAUCACUCGUGAGACCAGGGAGCUCACCACCGAUUUGCCACACAAUCACGAGGGACAACGGUCAUGGCUAUCGGACGACGAGGAUACAAUCCUUGCCCUAAGACGAAUAGUCCAGGACAGUUCACUGGACCAUCCAGAGCUUUGGUCAGCAGUUCUUAGAGGGUUGCUGCGGUUGGCCCUAGCCUCCCAAGAGAUGACCUAUGAGGAAUACUCCUGCAUCCGAAAGCUACAGGAUAUCAUGAGCAUGUCACCGAUCGAGGAGCUCCUCAAUACUUCAACUGAGUUAUUGACAUCAGUACAAUACUUAUGCACUAUCGCCAUCGACGUUGCAGCACUGACAAAUGCUAGUGUGAAGUUCUCGUUAUAUGAUGAGCUAGGCUAUGGUGACUACCUUUUGGAUGGGAUGCCGAGGGCUGGCGACAAGGGUGCUACUCUGUGGUUUGAUGGCCCACAAGGGUUCACUACGCAAGAGGUCUGCCGAGCAUUCGAACAGAGGUUGGGGACUGGCCAUGAGGAUGGUGAUGAUGCUGUCGUCUCGCCGACCAGCAGGCCUGGAGGCCCGGACUUAAUCCUAGGGAGAGUGUUGGAGGGUCUGCCAGUGGAUGAGACCUUCAAGCCACUACCUGCCCUUAGCAGUAGCCCAACUAAGCUUGAGGAUCCUUCUGGGCCGCUAGAGUACACCUUAGUGGUUGACUCCUGCCAAGAUGCUACCCUUCGACGGUACAUCCGGAGGAGCCAUGACUUCAUGCCAUCAAUCGAAGGGCACACCGUCGAGCAUUCCAUAGGGGAGCUACAGAAGUUCGUCGAGCGGAAGACGGCGCCACGGCGCUACACGGAUGCUGGGCCGUUAGUCGACCCGGAGGCCUAUCUAAGGGAUAUUGCCAUCACCAAUGGGGGUAUCGUCAAUAUUAGCAGUGUUACGGCUGGUAAGGGGAAGCAAGAGUUGGGUCAGAUCCGACAAGAUGGUGGUCUGUACUACAAUAGUAUUCUCAUACGGGAUCGCUUAUACUAUAGCGAUGCAUCAUCUGAUGAUGAUGACGACCAAGACUCAGAGGAUGGUGUAUCCCAGAAUGGUCAACCCUUGAUUGUGAAUGAUGAUGAGGACGACGAGGAAGAUGAGGACGAUUCGGAUUUCGAAGGGAGUAGCAGCUCUGAUAAGAGUCAGGCUGAUGGUGACGAGACUGCUACACAUAAAGUCCUGGAAACUGUCCUUCCCAUUUUCUGGGAUCCCAGUCUUGGAGAUACACCAUCAUCGACACCGAGCCCACCAGAAACCUCUCCAGACAUCUUGGAGGGAAUACAAGAUACCUGUAAGCAUCCAUUGGAUAGGCUCAUCAUAGAAGCUGGCAAGGCCACAUCAGAGCGGUCAAUCGAUCUUGAUAAGCAUUUUGAGUUCAUCACAAGGAUCGGCAGAGGCUCAUUCGGCGAGGUGUGGCGUGUCAAGCUGAUCCCUAAUCCUGAGGACUAUAGUGAGUGUGGCGCACUGUUGGCCCAUCCUAGUAGUAGCGAUGAAUACGCUUUGAAGAUGGUCCCAGAGGCCCAUAUAGAUGAGGAGGAAGGGGAGCUCCUGCGCACAUACUGUUCCGCUGGCCAUCCCUGCAUCACGGAGGUCCUCGCAAUAUUCUAUGCUCAUCAAAGGCUCCCAUCGCGGCGGAGAGGAAGCCAUCAUAUCGAGCGCUCUUGGUGUUGUCUUAUGACCGUUGAGGAUACCAGUCUUGAGGUCCUACUCGACUCGAGAGACAAAUACGUGCGGCGACGCCUUGCAGCAUCACCGGCCGAGAUAUGCCCCAACGAUGAAGCAUCCUUUGACGAUGUGCCUGUCCUAUUGGACCUGCGAUUCACAUUCCGUCUCCUUAUCGACACUGCCUUUGCUAUGAUGUUCCUCCAUACUACCACCAAUAACAGGACCUACGUCCUUCAUCGAGACCUCAAGCCUGCCAAUAUACUCCUAACCAAACUCAACGCCAAUGAGAGUAUUUUAUACAGAGCUCGUCUCACUGACUUUGGAGUGGCCCGGGCCAACCCUGGACAAGAUACCAACAUGACCAUCGGUCUCGGCACAGAAGGUUACAUAGCUCCCGAACAGCACAGCAUUGAGUACGAUAGGCCCGCGGACGUGUGGAGCUUCGGCGUUACUGUGGCAAGGAUAUGCGGAUUGGAUUCGUGGAAGGACGUGGCGGCCGUCUCGACGCGCCCCACAACUACUAAUCAACAGCAUAACCCGACCAAACUAGCUGAACCAGUUGUGAAGUUCCCUCCAACCGCUGACCCCUUCUUGUGCAAUCUCUGUCUACAGUGUAUAAGCAGACAGCCGUUACAGCGACCGACAUUCCGGGACAUCUACCGAGCCCUCCUUACUGAGUACGUCAAACGUGAAUUAUGUAUACUGCCAUCACCCACUAGUGUUUGAAUAUU